Dendroctonus ponderosae (mountain pine beetle) is the source of this 796-nucleotide messenger RNA. It is a transcript of the gene Polr3I, whose product is annotated as DNA-directed RNA polymerase III subunit RPC9. Lineage: Eukaryota; Metazoa; Arthropoda; Insecta; Coleoptera; Curculionidae. Bases 174 to 578 code for a protein of 134 amino acids. Gene Ontology annotation, cellular component: RNA polymerase III complex. The record is from RefSeq and is a predicted model, not a curated record. Gene Ontology annotation, biological process: transcription initiation at RNA polymerase III promoter. Gene Ontology annotation, molecular function: nucleotide binding. The transcript has 4 exons.
UGGAGCUGCUAGUUGAGAAGUGGCGKAUAGAGUUCGCCACWCACAUAACGACUGGACAUAACCACAGAAUAUAAGGGGGAUAUUAUGUGGACAUAACCUAUCUAAUAUCUGCUUUUCAAAGCUGCAAGCAUAAAACUUGUCUUCAUCUAUGAAUCAAAUAAUCUUCGUAUAUCAUGGAAGUCCUAAACUCAAACUCGGCUAGUUUAACCAACUAUGAGGUAUUGAAGCAUUUACAAAAAAUCAAAGAUGCUAAGAAAAAGCACAAAGGUCAGCUUGCAACAAUUACAUACGAGACUUUACAUUAUUUAGAGGAAACCCCAUGUAAAAGUCAGACACCAACAAACCUGUCGGAGUGUAUAAGAGAGCUAGAGCCAUUUAAUUUGAAUAAGAAUGAAUUAGUAAUGAUUAUGAAUACACCGCCCACCACACCUCUGGAAAUUCAGCUGAUGAUUGAGGAGAGCGAAGAAAGAUUAACAGAAGAACAAGUGCAAGAGUUAUUAACUAUACUGGAACGAUAUUUUCCUAAGGUGGAACCAAAGAACACUGUUGAGGGGGAGGUAGAUGCAAACUCAAGUUAAAGGAAUUGCUCUUCAAAUAUUGUAUUUAAAGAUUAAUAUGAACGUUUCACAAACAAAAUAGUGCGUCUAUCGCUUUUGAUCUCCUAAAUCCUCUAUAAAAUCUUCAUCUAUCUGUAAUAAAGAAAGUAUGUUAGUUACGAUAUACCUUUUAAACACACAUUCUGUUCACCUCGGCCCAUUUCUCUGGGAUAACAUCAAAUAAAUCGUCCUUCACAUCA